AUGUUCCUCAAGCUGUUAUUUUUCGUUUGCUUUGCGAUUUGCAGCAUCGAUGGUGCCAACAUCGAUCGCGUCGGUGUCGAACGCAUCAACGGUGGCGACAGCGCUGAUCCUGCCAACUAUGGAUACCACGUGGCAAUCCUGUACCUUGACCAAGAGUCAGAACACCUUGUGCAUCUUUGCGGUGGUGCUAUCAUCGACAGUCGAUACGUUUUGACGGCAGCCCACUGCGUUUUUGGCAAUCACAGCAGCGAAAUCGUCGUUCGUGCCGGUGGUAACCAAGCGCCCGAACUGGACAAACCUUACCUAGAGCAACGCGUCUUCCGCAGAGUAAGCCAAAUCGCAUAUCCCAAGAAUUAUUUCAAGGACGAGAGAUACCAUGAAUACGACAUAGCCGUACUUAAGAUCAAAGGGUCGUUCGAUUUGAUCGACGAGGAACAUUUUAAGAAGCUUUAUCUACCGUCCUCGAACGCGGACUACGUAGACAAAGUGGCAGAAGUCAGCGGCUACGGAGUUCACGAUCCGGCUGACCUCGACGGCAAAUUGGAGGGCAAUAAUUUCAAGACACUCCGCACUAGGGUCAUAUCGACGAGCCAGUGUCAACAGUCAAGGGCUUUCUUACUUACGAGCGGUAGUCUUUGCACUUUGUCGAACACCAAUUACGGACAUACUUGCUACGGCGACGGUGGCGAUCCACUCGUCUACAAUAACGAAAUAAUUGGAAUUUUGAACGCUCCCAGCAGUUGCGACAAGGAUACGCCCGAGCUUUUCACCAAAGUCUCCAAGUACGCUUAUUUCGUACAAAAAAUCCUCAACGACGAGUACGCUUAUGACGUAGUAUAUGCUUAA
This is a messenger RNA of Trichogramma pretiosum, 846 nucleotides long. RefSeq names its product chymotrypsin-2-like. The coding region runs from base 1 to 846 and encodes 281 amino acids. The transcript is spliced from 4 exons. Gene Ontology annotation, biological process: proteolysis. The record is from RefSeq and is a predicted model, not a curated record. Gene Ontology annotation, molecular function: serine-type endopeptidase activity. NCBI's taxonomy places the organism in Eukaryota, Metazoa, Arthropoda, Insecta, Hymenoptera, Trichogrammatidae.